Helianthus annuus (common sunflower) is the source of this 1665-nucleotide messenger RNA. RefSeq names its product protein FAR1-RELATED SEQUENCE 5. The coding region runs from base 596 to 1489 and encodes 297 amino acids. Lineage: Eukaryota; Viridiplantae; Streptophyta; Magnoliopsida; Asterales; Asteraceae. The transcript has 3 exons. The record is from RefSeq and is a predicted model, not a curated record.
GCUCAGAACCUUUUCCUGACCUUUCUUUAUUUUCACCCGAUCUCACUUUCUCUAUAUAUAUGUUCUUAAUUUUUAUUUAUUUGCCCCAUAAUAAUAAUAAAGCCCUGCCUCGUUUUAAGUAUUGUAACUCUCGAUCACCGCUACCCUUUCCGAUUGAUCUGAGUCCCAUAACGCAUGUCAAGGCUCUGCCCGACUAAGUUCGUUUGGAUUCUAUCUCGGAACUUCGGGACAAGGUUAAAUUAGGGGUACUAUACUUAACACGAGUGCAUUAUAGCUUAAAAGUUAUACCCAAAAUUUAUACCAGGAAUCCUUCUAGUUGAACCCUAAAGUUACACAGUGGGUCCAUUCCUUUUUCCCACCAUUUUAUUCUCUUUUUGUGAGUUACCCAAAACUAUUAUUUAUUAUUGGGGAAAGUGAAUACGGUGCUGUUAGACGUAUAACCUUACGCGCCAAACCCAUCAAAACUACGUAGUUUUGAUUAAAAUCUUUAUAAAGUUAAAAUAAAUCUUUUAUUUUUCAAAUCCCUAAAUAACAAACCAAAAAGAACGUGGUUCUGGUUUCUGGUUCAUCCCCAAAUCCAAAUUCCCAGUCGGCCAUGGAUAUCGAUCUCGAAGAACAAAGCUUUUCGCUCGACGAUUCAGGAAGAAAGGUACCAUCAAUCUCUCCACCUACCUCUGAACCUAUCACGCUGGAGAUUAAUCCGUCAGGUUGUUCAUCAAUUUAUCGGUUUCGACAUUUUUGUACUUUUGUUGAUGGAGAACAUUCAGAAGCUAAGCUAAUGGAUUCAAGAGUUCAACCAGAGAAGGAAGCUUUAGAAUCGAAUUUGAUUGAUGAUAUUGAUGCAAAUGGGUAUUUAGUCGUACAUAGUGAUUCCGAUGUUGAAGUAGAGGAUAUAAAAGACUUCGACAUGGAUUUUGAGUUUGAGAAAGAAGUAAAUGAUGAUGUGAUCGGGCAGGUUUUUGAUACUCUUGGUGACGCAUAUGAUUUCUACAAUCGCUAUGCAUUUGUACAUGGGUUUGGAAUACGUAUUCGUUCGACUUUUAAGGAUAAGACAACAAAUGAACCUUAUAGAAGGAAAUAUGUAUGCAACAAAGAGGGGUUUAAAGAUUUAAAGCGUGAUAGUUCUAAAGGAGAUGUCAAACGUCGUAGGGAUUUAAGGACCGGAUGUGAAGCAUUUCUUAGGAUUUCAAAAGGUAAAGAUGGAAAAUGGCUAGUAGAUAAAUUUAAUGAUUCACACAAUCAUGAACUAACUGUUACUCCGACCAAAGUUAUGAAAAACCGGUCUCAUGGGAAGUUUCACCGCGCAGAAGCUUGCAAAUCUCUAAUGUCGGAACUUAGUCAAUCCAGGUUGAAACCUAGUCAAAUCAGGAAGGUCGUAAACACCAUGAAAAGUCCAUGUGAAAAUGAUGUCACCAAGAAAGUGGGUCAUUACAUCAGCAGUUGUCCAAAAAAGAAGAUGGAAGAGUCGUUACUAGAAAGAGAAGGAUGAAAUGUGAAUCGGCUUGAAGAAUCAGCAAGUUUGCAAAUUUGUUAUGGUGGCACUUGUUUCAGUCUUGUAGAAAGUAAACUUAUUUUUGUAGUUUUACAAUUUCUUUAUUACAAUAGUUUUGAUAUUAUUGGGUCAAAAUAUGGUGAAUUAAAUGAAACGGGUCAAAAUAUGGUGAA